ACCCUGAGCUUGGCCAGGGAGCAGGACAGAGCCAGCAGGAAGGACGGGAAGCCCCAGGACAACCAGACGAGAGGAAUGAGAGUCUCAACAUGGACACCGCUCUGGAGACGAGCCAGCAGAAGGAGAAGCUUCUGAAAGCCCUCUACACCCUCCAGCUGAAGUCAAACACCACGCUGCAGACGGCCAGCCCGCUGCUGAGCAGCCAGCAGGGCAUGGGCAUGGUGACAGAGCUCCAAGUCCAGCAGCUGGCAGACAAGACCAAAACCCUGUGUAGAGACCUGGACGACAUCAAGAACCUCCUCCACUAUCGUCAGGAUGAGCUGGUCAGGCAGAUCCCCAACCCCACUGGCAGCCGUUAUGGGUGUGUAAGUGGAAUCCAUUGCUCCCGGGAUGGCUCUAUCUAUGUGACAGCCGAGGCUGCUCCCUGGGUGCAUGUGCUCAGCAGCACGGGCCAAGUGCUGAGGUCCCUGCCCUGCUGGCAAACGGGGAGGGAAGGUGGCAGUUUCUUGCCGGAGGAUGUGACUGUGACUCGGGCAGGAAUGGUGGCCGUAGCUGACAUGAUAAAUGGGGCUGUGUGGGUCUUCAAUCCUCACACCACCCCCUCCAAAGGGGAAUGGAUAAAGAUCGGGAAGCUUGGCUCCCCCAGAGGUGUUGGAGUGGACUCCACGGGUAAGAUCUUAGUAGCAGACUAUGCCCAAGGCCAGGUCUGCAGCUUUGCACUGGACCAUGCCUUCAGGACACUGAACAUCUGCUCGGUCCCCAACCUGCAGGGACCUCGUUAUGUCAGCCCAGCACCCAACGGAGGCUUUGUGGUAAGUGAGGAAUGCGGAGACGUCAAGGUGUUCACAAGCAGUCAUAAAGCCAUUUGCUCCCUCAGCAGCAAAUACGGACACCGGUUUGGCAACCCGGCGGGGGUGUGUGUGGAUGCAGAAGGCAGCGUGGUGGUGGCAGACGAGCAGCACCGCACCGUCCAUUUGUUCCCACAGAGCGGGGCUCCCAUCUGCCUGGUGUCCACAGGGCUGCGGAGGCCGGCUGGCGUGGCCUGCUCCCCCUUCGGGCACCUCUUUGUGGCAGACACAGGUGAGAACUGUGUGAAAGUCUUCAAGUACCACGUGAGGCCCCGCCAGCCCUUGGGCACCUUGUGACAGCCUUCAGAGCAGGGCCUGCUCCACCACAACCCUGCUGAGCUUUGGGUCCGCCGGUGGGUUGCAAAUGAAGGCGUUCCCGUUGUCCCCACACUCAACCACGUUGUCGCCAUCCAGCUUUUCCAGACGGCAGAAACAAGGACUACAGCUCCACGCUUCCUGGGUCCACCAGAGGGCUAAAGGACUGAGAUAGGCCUCCCCAGGGGCCUAUCGCCCUCAGACACAGGGCUUGGGUUUGGGCGGUGCUGUGUGGAGCCAUGGGUUGGUAUCCGUGGUCCUUGUGGGUCCCCUCCAGCUUGGAAGAUUCUGUGGUUCUGUAAGGAUGGCGGUGCGUUGGAGCCUCGGAAACUGAUCGCCAUCCUCCCGUGUGUCUUCUCAAUGAAAUAAUUACUUCUCUUCCACACGCA
Messenger RNA from Gallus gallus (chicken), 1552 nucleotides. It is a transcript of the gene NHLRC4, whose product is annotated as NHL repeat containing 4. Lineage: Eukaryota; Metazoa; Chordata; Aves; Galliformes; Phasianidae. The transcript has 2 exons. Bases 90 to 1145 code for a protein of 351 amino acids. The record is from RefSeq and is a predicted model, not a curated record. Gene Ontology annotation, molecular function: translation repressor activity; ubiquitin protein ligase activity; protein binding. Gene Ontology annotation, biological process: protein polyubiquitination; proteasome-mediated ubiquitin-dependent protein catabolic process; negative regulation of translation.